Toxoplasma gondii ME49 is the source of this 7710-nucleotide messenger RNA. RefSeq lists its product as hypothetical. The transcript has a single exon. The record is from RefSeq and is a predicted model, not a curated record. Gene Ontology annotation, cellular component: ciliary basal body; centrosome. Bases 1 to 7710 code for a protein of 2569 amino acids. Gene Ontology annotation, biological process: epithelial cilium movement involved in determination of left/right asymmetry. Lineage: Eukaryota; Apicomplexa; Conoidasida; Eucoccidiorida; Sarcocystidae. Gene Ontology annotation, molecular function: protein binding.
AUGGAGGUUUCUGAACUGCCUGUUAAAUCAAUGCCUGGGAUGGUUCGUGCAUCGGAAACAAACGCGAGGAAAGAUGGCUUCACACCGCAGGCUCUCCUUCCUGCAUUUGAAGCUGUGAAACGUCAAGCGAUAGAAAAGAUACUGAGAGAGAGUGGAGAUGACCUUCGCUUCCAGCUGCGUUCCUAUAUUGUUGAGCGGUUGUAUGGAGGGGCCUGGCGUGGACGCUCUACGCAGCAUGGCGGUGCUUCGCACUGUGAUGGCGCGGCGACAGCAGUCCCCCCAAGUUUGCCAGAUGCCGAUGAACUUGUGCGGAAAGACCGAACGCAACAUACAUCCUCUCUUGUUUCUCCUGGUUGCCAGACCAGUCGUCCACAAAGCAGCUUGACUGCGAGACAAGGCCUACCCACUUCCUCGCCAGGGACGGGGCCCCAACAUCAGCAAUGCAAAGAAGGCUGGCUGCGACAAGCACGAACAGUCUUUCCACUGGAGCGACAAAGACGCUAUCCCGCAGCGCCUCUUAGACAAAAAACACUCGGUUGCCUUCUCCUCGAGUUUCUGCACAAAAAUGGCUUCCCGUAUUCUGCGUCAGUUUUGAGGCAGGAAGCAGGCAUCCCUGCGUGGGACACUCUUUCGCCACAGCAUAUCUGCACUGCACUGGAUUUACCCUCUCAACCGCUGGUGCCUCCGCCUCGAAGGCCUGGCGAGUCUUGCGAACCACGUCCAGAGAGAAGAACCAGUUUGCUCGAUCACAUUCUCGAACUCGUGAGGCAGCGGAAAAUAGUGGGGUCGUCCCCCCGCAGAAUCGUGGCGCGUGCCACUCUGUCACCGUUGCGGCCAUCGUCGACCACAGCGUGUCGACCUCAACGAAGGAAAGCGAGUUCUCCAGGCUCAUCGCGAAAUGCGUUCCCUCCAUCCGCCGCCUCAACAGGAAGUAAAUACUCGACGUCGAAACGGAGAGUUCCGAGCAACUCUGUGUCGCGCUGCAGCCGUUCCAGCUGCACUUCCCGGUGCAGCAGUUUCACGUGUUCGUGCAGAAGCACUCUACGUUUAGUCAGCGGAUGUAGUCGGUCGUUCUCAGAGCCUCCACGCAUAUCGUUGCCUCUCGAAUCGUCAAAGAGCUGCUGCUCCGUUUACUGCGAUGCUUGCGACGGGGUCGCGGACCUCGCUGAGUGCGCGGCGUGCGACGCCGGAGAGCGAGAGCUGCAACGGUCUGCGUCCCUAGGGUUUCCAAAUGUCUGCUCAUGUGAGACUUGGGUGACUUCCCCUCGGCAAAUGCGAGGAAAAACCGUGAAACGGGGUCGCGCAGACCGAAAACAAUCUCAUUCCGGAGAUCCGAUCCUAAGAAGGGCUUCCACGGGGGGUCUCGCCCGUUCGGACUCUUUUUGGGGACCAGGGAACGAGUCGCGACACCGAGGCGGCUCAGCGCACUCUGCCAGGUUCUCUUCUGGACGCAGGCAUCUGCAGAACAGUGGCGAUGAAAUGCAUGGGGGCAGGCAGAAGGAGCUCCAAAAGCAAGCGAGUGUGGCCGACAGACUUCGGGAAAUCGACCGUGAAUACCGAAAAAAGCUCGAGGCCAUAGACGCCCGAGGGCAACUGAGUGACGAUGUGAGCUGCAGCUGUUCCAGUCCAUGCAGUGGCGACUGGAUCAGUUGCAGCCGUGAACUCGGGCGAGACAAGUCUGGUUUGGCGGGUCCAUCGAGAGACUCCUCAGCACUAAACGUGGAUGCAGGCGUCCGCCUGUUGCGUUACGAGCGAGAAUGUGAGGCGCGCCACCGUCGCCAGAUGGAGCAGGAAGUGUGUCGCAUGCGAACGGUGGAGCUGAGCGCUUUGCGGCUGGAAGAAAGCCGGAAGGCCAGACAGCACCUGCUGACCUACAAGCAGGAGCUGGACCGCCUGCACGCAGAUCGCGCGACGCGGCUGAAGCACCAGGAAGAGGCUGCCGCGGAGCGUCUGCGGCGGAAAGAGAGCGAAAUCGAGAAGAAGGGCUUUGCCUUGAGACAAGAAAUCAGUGUUCAACUCCGAGCCACUCAGCAGCAGCAGCGGGACCAGAAACGCCAGUGGGAACUCGAGCAGCAGGCUCUGGACCUGCGCGCGAAGGCUCUGGACGCACGAGAGGCGCGACUCUCAGAAAAAGAAAACCGCAAAAGCCAAGAGGACGCACUCAGCGAGAAGCAGCUACAACUGAAGAUGGAGGAACACAAACGCGCGGUCGAAUUAGAACUGGGAGAAAGCCUGUCCCAGCUUCGGAAUGACCGUCUGGCCCUCGAGCGCGAGAAGCAGCAAGUGCGACUCGCCCAGGAGCGCCACAGGAGCCUGGAGUCCCAGGCGAAAGCGCAUGCCGCGGCGAACGAGCACAUGCAGACGACGAUCAGGCAACUAGAAGCGGCUGCGGCUUUGAUGCAGCAAGAGAAAGUCCAGCUCCACGAGCAGCUGCGCCUCGCACACGAAGUCGCGAAGCAAAUGAAGGGUCACCUGGACACUCGAGAGUCUGAGGUGCGUUGUCUAAAGCAAGAGAACGCGGCUCUGCUGGAGCAGCUGUCAACGAAAAAAGAUGUUGAGCAGGGUGUCCACCGUGCCCACUCACGCACAGUCGAGGAGCUUCACGGAUGCAUUCGAGAAAGUCGACUCGUCUCCCAAGAACUUGAACGAAAAGCCUCCCUGCUUCAGGAUGAACUCGCCCGUGUCCGGUACGAGCGAGAGCAGGCAGUGGCGAAGGCGAGAGAAGAAGUACAGAAAGAGGCGGAGAAACAGACGCAAAAGCUGCAAAACGACCUCACCCAGGAGCGACAUCUUCGGGCUCAGAAGGAGCAAGAAGCGCACAGAGCGCAGGUCGAGCUGGAGAGGCUCAGCAUCCGAAGACUCCAGUGGCAACAGAAGGCGCAGCGGCGACAAGGCGACGUCUCUGCAGCGUACUCGGAACAACAGAGACAGCUGAUUUCGUCGCUGUCUGCCGCUCUUCACGCCACGGCUGACACUGAAGAAGAAGCCGAGGAAGAGAAGGAAAACGUGAGGCUGCCGACGCUCCUUCACCGAAAUCGCGUCAGGGAGCAAAGCAAUGACGAAGAUCAGAAACAUGCUGAGCCUAUGCUUCAACCUGUGCCAGAUCGAGGAUCCUGGACAACCCCUCGGCCAUAUCCUAGCAGAGGAGGCUGUCUCCGUACCACUCCUGCUCGUCGCAGAUCCAAUGAAAAGCCUUGCAGGGGAAUUGACCAAGAGACAAGAAGUCCUAGGAGUCGAGAGACCUUUAAACAAGGAAGAACAGCUGAUCAGCCCUUCGGGUUCUGUCUAGGCGAUGUGCCGCUCGGCUCUCUCGAGAAAAUCUGUAGAGAAAACUGUACGUCGGGGGUGAGCUGCUUGGAGAAGAGUUACGGAAAGCUGUCUCCGAGUGACAGGGUGCAAUGUCUACACACCGACGCGGACUUGGGGCAAGGAACGUUCCCCAAGAGUAGAAAAACAGGCUUUCAACGCGAGCUGACAGAGAUGAAAAUUGAGGAUCUUGAGCGGCGCGUCAAACACUUCAUUGAGUCUCUACAGUCUUCUGGCAACCAGGCUAUGCGUGGAAAUCCCUCAGAAACCAGGCGGCCUUCGCCUAGUUCGCGGCCCGGGCCUUUCCAGCUUAUGCGAGCUGCCGACAACCCGCCUCAACUCGGUAGAGGACGCGUGUUCCCUUCUCGAGUCCUCUCUGCGUCUGCACAGUGUGCCAGGCCUCUAGAGCUCGCCGCGAGUGCUAGCGUAUCUGCGCAGGCAGGCCGAAAGCAUUUUCGUUUUUGCCGCAGUACCUCUGUACCUCGAUUCUCCCCUGAAGAAGAGAAGCUAAGCGAUACGCCUGACCUAGAAGGAAACAGGGAGAAGAAGCGCUCCGGACAGAAGCCUCUCGUUCCUGCCUCGAGGACUUCAGAGCCCCGAGGUACCCCGAUGUGUGCAGAGCCCCACAAAGUUCGUGGCGAGCAGAAGGGAACCAGGAGUGACCGCGGGGUUCCGGCUGGAUGCGCGGCCGACAUUUCGAGUUUCCGUGAUCCAGUUUCAGGGCCAGACUCGCAUAAGAUUCCAGUGACGAAAAGCACCCGUCAACCCUCCCCUCAGCUAGCCACGUCUUUCCGGGAUCCGGGCCUUCUGCAGUCUGGAGUUCACAAACGCCACCACGAGUCGAAAGCUCUGCUCCCGCUCUCCCAGAAGUCUUCCGGGGAACUCACCGACACAGGCAUCCGCGUCAUGCUAGCCACGAGUUCGAACGAGACUCAAAAGGCAGUCUUCGUGCAGCUGUCUCCUCGACCUGGAGCGGUGUCUGCACCUCCUGUCCUGUCUCUGGAAGCGCGCGAGCGUUCGCCGGCGGCAUGCUGUUUCUCGCCAGAAGAGACUGGUGUCUCGCCUUCUGCUUGGGUCCAGAACAGACCCUGGAGUGCGGUGGGCGUUUCAGGAACACGAGAGCGAGGUCCGGAAGUACCUACGGGAAUACGGGGUGAUGCCGCAACCGCGCCCGCUGGGAAGCGAGACGGAGAAGCUUUACGUGAUUUGAACGAAGGGACAAGGCACGACGUUAGGUCGUGCUCUGGCUCAGAUCUUCUCUGUGCGUCACCAAGAACGCUUGGAGCAGAACGAAGUGGAGCACUCGAGUUUGAGCAGGGGAAUGAGGAGAACUGCGGGAAAGCACGGGGUACGGAAGUGGAGAAAACACGGAGGUUCUGUGAAGGAAAUAUCUUCUGCGAGUCUAGGGCGACAAUCGGACCCUUCGCUAGAGGCAGAGGGCUGCUCGCUGCAGCUGCAGCAGAGGACGAUGACGAAGAUUUGGAAGAAGGAGAAGUUCGUGAAGGAGGCACGGGAGGUGCCACAGGCCACUGCGUCGACAUUGGAGGACGUAGCAGUCGUGAGGGGACAAUGCUUCGGCGGGAAGAGCUGCUCCUCCCUCAGAGAGCUUUGGAGAGAGGAGCGACGUUCUGUGUGCUUCAAGAGGUUCUCGCGAUAUCCCCUGACAAAUCCACAGCUCGUGAGCCUUCUGGACCAUCUGAACAACACACAGCAGCGGUUUGGCUGGCCACCUCCGCGCCUCAACUGGUCGCAAAUGCCCAGCUAGACACCCAGGCGUCUGUCAGGCAGCUCUGCAGCGUGUCGCCUUCCUCUGGCCAUUUUGACGCUCUUGGCGUGACAGACGCUCCAGGACAUCGUCCACUACUCGGGGGUCUGGGAACCUUGCCGUCCACAAGCCGCGUCGCUUCUCUCCCCGAGAAGGUUAGGAGCCCGACCGCAGGCGUUGCUGGCAAGUCAACGGAUCGCGAGACAUCUCGAGAUGCAGCACCGCACCUCGGAGGGCUACCGGCUCCAAAACGAGGCCUUGCUCACCGGGAACGUUCCCUUGCACAAGAGACACAAACCGAUGAGAUACGUCGUCUCAGAUCAUCGCCGGGUAGCUUGAAUCUUGGAGACAGAGUGGCCACGCAGCCUCGACUCAGGCCUUUGCACGACGCCUACGAACUGUCUCCAGUCUCUCCGCUAGCUCCAGGGGCGUCGAUGCAAGAGCCGGAAGCAGGCGACGGAGCCCUACAGACGCUAGCUGUGUCAGCGGAAGCUCUCUCUCGACCAACUUCGGAGCGCAGAGAGCACUCUCCACAGUUGUGUCGCAGCGAUGCACUAGACCCGAUGAACGAAAGCGCAUUUGCGGGGCCUGCGUCGCCUUAUUAUGGAGGUAGCAACGCGCAGGAGCAGAGGCGCGAAGCAACACUCGAACCGGAAGAUGCAGGCACUGAUAGAGUCGCUUUCGUGAGUCAGAGAGAAGGCAAGCCCACUUGUACGGUGUCGUACGCCUGCGGCAGGGUCGACGAUCUGUCCCAAGGCCGGGCAGUGAGGUCACAUUUGCCUGUCGUCGACGCUCGAUCGCCCUGUCACAUGCCUCGGAGCCUUUCGCGUCAGCCAGACACGUUCCACGUCAAGCCCCAUGUGUCUGCUUUCGUACCCAUCGCUUCAAGUCCUGGUCUUCUCGCCUGUCUCCCCGUUAGACAGGAUGACAUGUCAAGUCACUCUGAGUUUAUAGGGUACAGCCAUGCAGGUUCUACCUUCAGUGUUGCUUCUCCAGAAGCAAACUGCGGCCCACGUGUGUAUGCGGGUCUUCACCCCAGCGUGGAACGGAACAGUGGAAACUGUGCAUCCGUGGAAGAUCUUUCGUCGUCUCCAUGUCACGAGUUUCUGGAGACCUCUCUCUGCGUCUCCCGAAGUCGGCAGCUGUCGUCCCUCGAUCGGCGUGGCAUACAGCCGGGGUCCAGUCAGAACCUGCUUCCGGAUCCUCCGGAGAAAGCGCGCUCCUUGAAAAGGAGUGUUUCGCGGAGCCCAGUGCAGACGCAACAUCAUUUUUCUGCUGUCAGACGCAGUCUGUCGAACCUUCCAAGCAACAGUCAAACUUCACCUGGCCGCGAUACUGUCAGGCGACGGCAGCGCGGGGCGCACGCAACGUCUGCAGAGGCUGAGACGACGUCAGGGCCCACCGUCGGAAAUAAAGAAGGAACUUUCGCGGGAGGACAGCAGUGUCAGAGCCGCUGCGAGGCCGUGGCAAUGGGAGGAGAAGUGGAGAGUUCGCAACAUUUGUCUUGUUCUCGUGCAAGAGCGCCAAGUUCUUCCUUCUCGCCUCUUCCUCAGUCUCCCCGAACACGGACCCUUGCACAUGUCUCUGCUGAACCUAGCCGUCUGCGCUCACCCCGUCCUCGCUCGGGUGUCACUACACCCCGCACCCGCAGGAUCAGUCGCUCUGCCUCUCGACAUGGCCCUCGUUCGCUCUUGCCUCGUCCGUCUUCGCGUACAGAGUCUCGUUCUGUGUCUCCCGUUCCUGCUUCUCGGUUGCUUUCUCUCCGAACCGUCUCCAGGUCCUUGUCUCCUCGUCCUCCACGUCACCCGUCAAACCUGCUCCCCCAGUCGCGGUCGCCGUCUUCUCGUCCUCUCUCUCGGAGAAGUUCCCCUACCGCUGUCGGUUUACGUGGGCAGUCGGAUUUGUCGUCAGGUCCGCCCGCUGUCUCUUUGACUCCGUUGUCGGCUGCUUCUCCCUCGUUGCGUAUACCCUCGCCUUCUGCGAGGAAUACUGUUGGAAAGAGAAGUCGAAGCAGAAGCACGCAAAAGAGUCCAGUCCCUCCUCGGAGCCCAAGCCCGCCGGCGCAUGCGCACUGGACUGAACUGAAUUCGCCGCAGUGGCGACUCCCUGAACUUGCACCGGACCCCCUGCCUGCCCACUAUCCAGCAGGGACAGCUGCGAGAGCCUUCGCUGCCUAUAACCGGCCUGGAGCGACGUGCAGCGUAUGUACACCUCUGGCGCGGUCUGCCCAGGGAUCUCCGUCGAGUCGGAUGUCGGCGCGGAGGAGUUCCGAUCCAGGUUCUGCUUGCGAUCAGAGCUUUGGUCCUUCGAAACAGAGUUUCCACAACGCUAGACACGACAGACCACCUUCUGCCGGAGGACUGUCGUCCCAACUGGACAGCGAAUCGCUGGGGUCGCCAGCCGCUGGCGAGACUCGCGGGCUGGGAGACGGCGGCAGGCCAGAGCGAUUGAGCACCUUUUCUACGAACUCUCCUGUGACCGCGAACGCUGGCUGGGCUCCUGGAGUGCUCGGUCCCGUCAGCGACGAUCACUCCAUCGACCAGCCUCUCGUGUUGGAUGACACUGUGGCAGAAUUAAGUGUUCCUCUCGCAGUCAGUUACACUGUAGCCGCCGAGAUGGCAGAUCUACACGACCGGUGA